AUUUUUAGAAUGCAGAGUAUGAGUCAUUUUGGCGGGAAUAGGAAAAGUUGGUUUUGUGGCGGUUACAUUGUUGCAGGCUAAAAUUUGUGAUCAGAAAUUAAUGUCAUGACGAAAGCGAAGCUUUUAACAAAAGCUUGAUUUACCCAUAAUGCCACAGGAGUUUCAAGUUUUACGCUGUUAUUCUUGUGACACUUUUCAAGUACAUCAGGUGAAAAAGGCCAAGAAAUGGAACUGCAAAGUUUGUGGUGAGAAGCAGUCUUUGAUAAAGGUGUUUGGUCAAGGCACCGGGGCUGAAUGUCGGCGGCACACGCAGAAGCUGAACAUGGUACAGGGAGAGGCUCGGGAGUGGGGGACUGUCCAGCAGGAGGAGGGUCACAAGGCUGGGGCUCAGACUUGUGAGGAAUCUGUCAAACAGGAUGACUAUGACUUUAUGGACCCAGAAAUACAGGAGAGCUCCCGUAGUCGCUGGUCCCUGUAUCUUGAUGCUGAGGUAGAGGAGGACGAGCUGGACACAAAGACAGGAGACGAUAUGUACACCACAGACUGGAGGGAAUACAGAUCAUCCAAGAAAUCAUUCAGGAAUGAGAAGUGUGAGUCAAAAAUGCAAAGGAAAAGGCAAAGAACAACUGAUUACAAGGAGACACAUCGUAGUUAUGAGAAGACAGACUUCGAAGGGAGUUCUACCAUAAGGAAAGGUGAUGCAGAAGACAAUAUUCCAAGGAGCUACCCACUUCGUGCUCAGCUUCAUGAAAGAUUUGGUGUCAGAAGUGGGAGGAAUUUAUUUCCAGGUGGUAGCGGAGUACACACCCUUAGGGAAGCUUGUACAAACUCAGCCCAGACUGAGGAUAUGUCUGGCUAUCAUCAUGACAAGCCAGUUAAAAAUGUCUUACAAAGGCCUGAAAUUGGCUCAGAUAGGAAGAAAAACUUGCCCAAACCAGUGGCUUCCAUGGCUAACAAUCAGCAGUCGAAAUGGGGAAAGUUUCUGGCGCCAGAAGCAGGAGACAGUGAUAGUUCAGAAGAACAAAACGGUAACUAUGUUGAAAAAGCAAAGACGGUAAUCCUUAAUAUCAACAGCUACAAGCAUACAGAAGUUGAAACAUUGCAAGAGCACAGUCCAGAUUUACACUCAGACAACCAGGAAAACAUCCCUCUGUUUGAAGCAAGCAGUGAAAAUGGAACUUUCGCGAAUAAUAUUAAUUUUUCAGAACAGAGGGACCACAGGAAGGGAUGUUUCCCAUCAGUUGGUCACAUACGGUCACGUGAACCACCUGGAAUUGAUUCUGUUUCCGGUAAGAGAACGUGCAGCGAUGUUGUGAUUCCAGAUAGUUCUUGCAGCACACUUCCUGUAGCAAGAAAUCCAACCGGUAACUCGGCUUCUAUAUUUUCUUUGGGUGAGACUUCAGAUGAUGAUGAUUUCACUUUUAAUAUUUGA
Messenger RNA from Liolophura sinensis, 1432 nucleotides. Its product is annotated as MRN complex-interacting protein-like. The coding region runs from base 149 to 1432 and encodes 427 amino acids. NCBI's taxonomy places the organism in Eukaryota, Metazoa, Mollusca, Polyplacophora, Chitonida, Chitonidae. Gene Ontology annotation, biological process: mitotic G2 DNA damage checkpoint signaling. Gene Ontology annotation, cellular component: nucleus. The transcript has 5 exons. The record is from RefSeq and is a predicted model, not a curated record. Gene Ontology annotation, molecular function: chromatin binding.